AUGAUGAGCGAUCAUUUGAGGGAGAGGAACUGUAACCUGAUGAUGUCGAAGGCACUGGAAGAUAGAGCUAUCGGUGAAGUUUCAGAUGAUGAGAUGAUAGAGAAACAUAGGACGAAAGCUCAAGGACAUGCUGAAGCGGAAGACAGUUGGAUCCGAGCUAUGUCUGAGGAGAUAAGAUCGAGCAUCAUGGUUGUUCUGGUCAAUAUGCGAUCCCGCUCAACGUAUCACCAGAUAUUCACAACCAACCCAAUCAUCCCAGGUAAGAUUAACUACAGCAUCGAUCCCACUCAAUUCCCCGAUUUUACCUCAUCGCUUCCUCCUCUCACAAUCGCUGGAAUUCCUGAUCUCCCAACUCCUCCAACAGGCGAGCAACAUGAAAAAGAAAUCUUCCAAGGAACAGAAGUGGUGAUGGAAAGUAAUGAUGAUGUCUUGGAAGAGGCUGAAGAUUCUGGCCCUAUUUUAGAGCUGUUACCCUUCUGGCCAUGUUCAUCUCCUGGGUGUGGUGCUAUGUUCCACAAACCUACGGAUCUCGCGGAUCACCUAUCGAUUCACGAUGACAGCACCCUUGGUGUGUUCAAGUGCCCAAGAUGUGUUAAUUGGUAUCGACGAGAGAAGGAUGUCAUCACUCACGCCAAAACACAUAACCUGAAGAAGGCGAUCCGUUGUCCAGCUAGACAUAACAAUGGGACCGUGUGUGGAAACCUCUUCGCCAACGCCACCCAAGUGAGGAAUCAUGUCAAGACAUUCAAACGUCACUUCGAGCUACGACCUAUACGAUUCGCGUGUCCAAGGUGUGAUAGGACAUUCGGCGUGAAGUUCAAUCUGGCUCGGCACAUCCAACAACAUGAACAAGGUCGGGUUCCGUGCUAUCAAGGGUUUGGAAAAACCUUUGCCGCUCAUCAUAUCAUGAUUGAACAUGCGCAGAACCAGCAUUAG
This is a messenger RNA of Kwoniella botswanensis, 936 nucleotides long. RefSeq lists its product as uncharacterized. The record is from RefSeq and is a predicted model, not a curated record. The coding region runs from base 1 to 936 and encodes 311 amino acids. Gene Ontology annotation, cellular component: nucleus. The transcript has 6 exons. NCBI's taxonomy places the organism in Eukaryota, Fungi, Basidiomycota, Tremellomycetes, Tremellales, Cryptococcaceae. Gene Ontology annotation, biological process: regulation of transcription by RNA polymerase II.